This is a messenger RNA of Anisakis simplex (herring worm), 555 nucleotides long. Lineage: Eukaryota; Metazoa; Nematoda; Chromadorea; Rhabditida; Anisakidae. The record is from the annotation of a GenBank genome assembly.
AUGGAUGAUUAUGAGAAAAUAGCCGUAGUAGGUCGUGGUGCGCACGGAGUGUGUUGGUUAUGCCGCAGGAAGGAUGACGUUUUCAGACAGAAGGUGAUCGUGAAGACUGUCUCUUUGGAUGGCUUGACGCCUGAUGAGGAAACGGCCAUUAUGGGUGAAGUGACACUCUUACAACGAUUACAUCAUCCACACAUCAUCGGAUAUUAUGAGUCGUUUAAGACCGAGAACGUUCUGUCGAUAGUGAUGCAAUACGCCGAGGGCGGUACGAUGGAUAAGAUGAUUUCAGAUCAAAAAGGGGUGUUCUUCACCGAGCCGCAAGUGCUCAACUAUUUCACGCAGGUGUCAAUUGGAUUGGAAUAUAUGCACUCAAAGCAGAUUCUGCAUCGUGAUUUGAAAACGCAAAAUAUUUUACUGAAUAAAAAACGGACAAUUGUGAAACUGAGUGAUUUCGGCAUUAGUAAAGAGCUGAGCACGAGAAGCUUGGCGUCAACUGUUGUCGGAACACCCAACUACCUUUCGCCAGAAAUUUGUGAAGGUAUAUUCCAAACAAAUUGA